UUCCUGUUCUUCAAGUUAAAACUGUAAAAAAAAAACAGACUGUCACGCAUGCUUCACUUUAUUAAGAAGGGAGGGUUGGGAGCUGCGUUCAUUCGAAAACUUGCAGCUACCUCAGAAGGAACAAGAACAAUCAUGAACAAGAAAGACAGUACAAUCUCAUGCAGUGACCUGAAGACGGUCAUGGCCAAAGGGAGUCUCCAAAUCUUUGAUGUACGAACAGAAGCAGAAGUAGAGAUGGGUACCAUCCCAAACUCUAUCAAUAUUCCAGUGGAUGAAAUAGAAGCUGCAUUAAAACGAGAUGAUGCGGACUUUAAGCAGAAGUACAAAAUAAACAAACCCAAGCUAGAAGACAAUAUCGUUUUUUACUGCCAGAUGGGAAGGAGGGGAGCACGAUCCACAGACAUUGCCCAGUCGCUAGGUUACAAGAAUGCUCAUAACUUGGCCGGUGGCUUCCAAGAGUGGUCUGCAAAAGAAGAACAGUAAAAAGUGUGGCAGAACAGAACUAGAGUGUGAUGCAUUCAUACUUCCCAUAAUGUGUCUCUACUAGACUCACUUAAAUAUGAUUAUCCGUAUAUGUUGUUUUAAAUGUGCUACCCCAUUACACAGUUUUGUAGGUACAUAGAAAAAUGUUUCUUCUCCUCUCUGAAUGUUGGUAAAAAAUGUUUUCAAUAUAGUCAGUUUUUCAACCCUGGCAGCUGCCUUUAAUAUAUCAGUCUGUUGACUGUUUUCUUUCUACUCAUGUCACAGAUGCCAGUACCACCCUCCCCAAAAAAAGGUCACAGACUUCAAGAAUACUAACAGAGCUCUUUAACAGCAGAGGAAUGGUACCUGUCAAAAUGCAGUACAACAGCAAAACUACCAAACCAGAGUUAAAGUAACAGCAGCGAUAGAAGGAGAACAACAAAAUGGCCCCGGAAGAACUAACAAAACAGUAGAUAAGGCAGUACAGCUGUGAAAAUACUACUUCUCAGGCCAAUGCCAGCACCUCACAGUAAAGCAGAUCAAAAUGAUCUUCCGUACAACAAGGACCUCAGAAAGGUUGAUCACCUUGUAGCAGGGUGAUUGCUGAGACAUGGAAGGAAUGCCAAUAUAUGUGUAGAGAGGUACCUGCUAAGUCAGUCCUAUGUGAGUCUAGGUCCAGAUAUUGUACUCUCACAUGAUUAUAGUUUCCACCUUGCGUACUAUAAGAGGUAAUUCCUCCCUGCAUCUCAAGCUAUAAUUCCAUACCAGUUUAGUCCGGACAUUAUGCUUGAGAACAGCUCUUAUAAUACUUUUAUAAUACUUUAAAAAACAUACAGUUUGUUUGUGUCUUUCGGCUUUUCCCGGUUAGGGGUCGCCACAGUGGAACUCCAGUCCACUAAUGAUUGGCAGUAGAUUUUUACGUGCUGGCUUGCCGGGCCUACAGGUUAAAAUUAGCUUCAGUAAGGCAUUAUCAAAAAGUCAUGCAACUUCCUUAAAUAUUUUUUUUUUCUGCUCAAACUUUAUUGCUCUUUUUCAUGAAGAAAUAAUAAAUAUUCAGUUACUAUAAUAAUAUAAUGAUAAUAAUAAAAAAUAGGAUGGUGCAGUGUUGUAGCAGUUUGUGCUGUCACCUCACAGCAAGAGGGUCUCUGGUUCGAUUUUCGGCUGGGGUGCCUUCUGUGUGAAGAUCUGCAUGUCCUACCUGCAUUCGUGUGGGUUUCCUCUGGGUGUUCCAGUUUCCUCUCACAUUCCAAAGACAUGCAGUAGGUGGAUUGGACACUCUAAAUUGACCCUAGGUGUGAGUGUUUGUGUGCAAGUAUGUGGUGUACCCUCUAAGCAGGGUUAGGCCUUGGGUUAGCAACCCAAACCCAUAAAACCCAUACCUAUUAUGGAAACAUGUGCUGAAGGUUGCUCAUUGCCCGAUGUGCUGAAUUCAUGGGAGCGGAUCCAGGAAUAAAAGAAUAACUAUACAAAGAAUGAACAUGCUCAAACUAUGUAAAAUAUACACAAGGCCUGAACUCAGUAGUUGACAAUAUUAAACUUCCAAAACAUUUCUUCUUUUCUUUUUUUUUUAAUUAUGAGAGGCAAGAUUUUGUUGAUAAAAGUCAAUAACAGAUAAAAGUCAAUAACAGAUUUCACUUUUCUCCAAGGAUUAUUGUUAAAUGGUUUAGGAUAAAUGAAUUCUUUUACACUGGCAAGUUUUUUUUUUUUUUUAAAUUAUAAGAAGUCUUCAAAAAGUGGUGAUGUAGUUGAUUUCCAUUUUCUCAUAACACUUUUCCUUCUUACUGCAAGAAUAUUCCAUAGUAGAAAGCGAUUAUCUUUUUUCAACUAAUAUCUAUCAUUUACAUUAAAUAAGAUUAAAGAAAAUGCAUCACAGAAUAAGGUUUUCCUUAAAUAUUUUUGGUGCUCUAGUACAUCAACAGUAUGUCUUCAAUAGUGCAAGUCAGAGAACAUGUCUUAGCAAUUUUUCCUUAAAUCACCCUACAUAAAAUUUGGAUAGGGUCGCCACCUUUCAUUGGGGGUAAAACGGGACCAAGGCCACAUCCCUCACAUCACUUGUAACCCCGCCCAUUCACACCCCCUCUCUCACCCAAGUUCUGCCCAUUUUGUGACAUAGUUGUGAUGUCACAUGAUGGGAACGCCCCCUUUUUAUGUUCCUGAUUCCUGCUUUCUGCCGAUUUACUAUGCUUUUCUGUAAAAAAGCAUAGUAAAUCUGCUGAUUUUACAAACUCAGUCUGUUUCCUUUCUUGAAACAGAAUACCAGAGUUUCUACUGUGUUUUACGAACUAUCGGACAAUCAGUUUGAUUUCCAGAUAGUCCAGAAAAAAAAUGGAUAGGUGGCAACCCUAGAUUUGGAGAUAAAAAUUUACAGUAAAGGGGUGUGGGGCAAAUCCCUGAACAUGUCCUUCAUUUAUAUUAUUAUCAUAUUCAUAUGUCAAUCGAGGUAUAUGAAGGUGUGAAAAUGCAUCAGUAGCUCACUGAUAAAGCCAAACUGUCCUGUCAUGCAGUGUCAGUGAAGGUAGUUUUACUUCGCAGAAUGUCAAGGAGCAUUGAGUAUCCUUUAUUAAAUAGAUAAAUAUGCACAAUAAAUAUCAAAGGGAUAACACUAAGAGCAAAGAGCUGAUAAACUGAAAUAAACUAGUACCACUACUACAGAUUUUUCUAUCCAGAGACCUUUAAAAAUAACUCAUUAUUAGUUAUUUUGAUUAGAAACAAAAUAUCUCAUUUCUAAUUUAACAAGUGUGUUUGGGGCAUGUUUACUUUCAAGAAUUUAGCUAACCCAGACAUGGGUAAUAGGUAAUGCCUACAUUUUAUUUUUCUGAUUAGUAUAGACUCAGCAGUAAUUUUGCUCUCAGUUGUUUAAAGUUGAUUUACUGAACUGAAGCAACUGAUUUUAAGUAGUCAGAGCCCUAAUAUGAACAUUUUUGUCAGGAAUUUGAAUUCCACCACCUCAGUUGCAUGAUAUUUGACCAUAAAGCAUGUCAAAUUAUUCGUUUUUACUUCCAGUUUUAAUAUGAACUAGCAUUGACUUUAUUAUGUGGCUCUCAAUUAAAGUUUCCUUUAUGUGCAUAUGUCAUUUCCUUCACUAAUUUUUUCCACUGCAUUUAUCUAAUAAGGAACAUAUGAAGUAUUCAUUUUAUGUAGUUAUAGCGUUCACUGGUAGCAAAGGGCUACAAUUAAGCUAUCACUGGAUAUGUCUUUCAACAAGUAAAAUAAAGAUCUCCAUUUGUUUCUCAUAUGUUAGCAAUGAACAGUUGAAGAUAUGUGCAAACUCUUUGUGAGAAAAGAGACUUGUGUAGUCUGUUUUAACUCUACUGUAAAACAGAGGUACCGAUAUAUAUAUUUGCUGAUAAACCCUGUAAUGUGUUCUUUCACUUCUUAAUAUAAGCAUUCAUAAAUGAAACGCUUACAGUGACAGCUGUUGUUAAUGUUACCCCCAGCAUACCCAUAAUACCGUACAGAUUGUAAUAUUAAGGAAUGAGCGACAUUCUUACAACAGAAUGCCAAAGCUACGUACAAUUUAGCUUUGAAAGAAGAAGAAAAUAAUUGUUGGAUUUCUGAAAAUUGUUUAAUUUGAAGCACUUAUUGUUUCCUUGCAAAAA
Messenger RNA from Protopterus annectens (West African lungfish), 4061 nucleotides. It is a transcript of the gene TSTD1, whose product is annotated as thiosulfate sulfurtransferase like domain containing 1. Gene Ontology annotation, molecular function: thiosulfate-cyanide sulfurtransferase activity. NCBI's taxonomy places the organism in Eukaryota, Metazoa, Chordata, Ceratodontiformes, Protopteridae. Bases 49 to 483 code for a protein of 144 amino acids. The transcript is spliced from 4 exons. Gene Ontology annotation, cellular component: mitochondrion. The record is from RefSeq and is a predicted model, not a curated record.